GGCCGCGGACGGGAGGCGGCGCGCUGUGCAGCAGGAUGUGAUGGAGCAGGCCGGAGAACGUUGCUCCCCUAUUGACAAUAUAACGUCAUCAGAUUUGCAAGGCGUCUUGGAGCGUUCAGCCCAGCACUACCUGCAUAUAAGACAGCAUCAUGGACCCUCUACUGAAUUCUUUUCCUGUCCAGAUGGAGAGAAGAUAAAGGUCGAUGGAAACUGUGUUCUUCAUGCACCUUUGUAUCGUGAUGACGACACUCUGAAAAUGCUGCUCUUAAUAAACCCAAAGAAAAGAGACUCAGUUUUGGCUGUGUACUUCAAUAACAAGUGGUGGUGUGUAGCUGAUAUCUUACAAUCAUGUGUUCCAGUCCAACAAAGUCUGAAACAGGUUCAGACAUGUGAAGAAAGGAUUGUCCUCUUUGUUCUCAACUGCCUGGUGUGUGGCUUUAUGGAGAGCGGUGAUUCCGAGAAUGGAGUUUGCUUUCUUCCACACUCUGCAGGGGAGCUGGCCAAGAUUUUCUGGCAUUGCGGAGAGGCUGUGGCAUUUUACACGUACAAAAACAAAGGCAACCUGUGUGACAGGAGCGGCCAGUGUUACAUGCUACCAGUGCUGGACACCAUCUAUGUGCGAAAGGAAUGGCGGCGGCAUGGUUUUGGAAUUGCAAUGUUGAAAGACUUUUGUCAGACUUUUUCACAAGAAGUUGCCCUGGGUAUCAGCUCACCUAUUUCUCCAAAUAUGUAUCACGUCUGUGGCAGAUUUCUAGCAGACAAUCACAAGGAACAGGAUCGUCUUUGGGAAGUGGAUCCCCCAGGUGACUGGAGCCAGCGCACCAGUAUUUGGUUACAGAUUCAGCUCGGUGAGACUCCAGUGAUAAAGAAUUGUUUUGUGGAGAGAUUAUCUGAAGACGCAGGAGGUCAAGGUCAUACCGCUUCAGCAGAGGAUGACCAGAAUAUUGGAUCUCCAAAUCAUCAGCUCAGCAAGAAGAGGAAGAUGCAGGCCGAGAAAGUCUGUGAGACAAAGCAAAGUAAAAUAUGCUGAUGUGACAGCGGCUCACAUUAUACAAAAUGUUGGACAGAAGAUGAAUUAUGAAUUCCAACUAACCAUUCUGAAUGCAUGGUGCUAAAGUAUUGUGCGCUAUACCUUAAUUGCUCUUGGACUGCUUUUAAUACACAAUUUAGUAUAUAGUGUGGAGCACAAUUACACUGUGCACUAUGUAAGUUGUGCUAUGUCAUUUGCAUGUAUGGAGGAGGCUCUUGAGCUGAGCCCACUCCGUAAGUGGCAGGUGCAAUGCAGCUGGCACCUGGCAGCAAUGACCAGGAUCAUAGAUAACUCUGAUUCCCGGUCACUUGACACCUCAGAUGCCGCGGUCAGUAGUGAUUGCGGCAUCUAAGGAGUUAGACAGAGGGAGGGGCUUCCUCUCUUCCCUGAUCGGAGCUCCCACAGCAAUUCCAUUUGCCUGUCAUAGUAAGCUGCAUGUCAAGGCUUGCCUGUGGCAGGGCUAAAACGGGUUUUCUCACUUCAGCAAAUGGCAUUUAUCAUGUAUACAAAGUUAAAGGGGUUGUCUCACUUCAGCAGAUGGCAUUUAUCAUCUACCGAAAGUUAAUACAAGGCAAUCACUAAAUAUUGUGACUGUCCAUAUUGCCUCCUUUGCUGGAUGGAUUCAUUUUUCCAUCACAUUAUGCACUGCUUGUUUCCAGGGAUUAGGGCCUUUCAUACUGUAGGAAAAAAGCUGGCUUCUCUGGAGGCUGGGACCAUGGGAGCAUGCGCAUGCAUGAAAAAAUUAAUCCAACCAGCAAAGGAGGUAAUAUGUAAAAUGACAAUACAUUAGUAAGUCAUGACAUGACAAAUGACAUUUCCUGAAGUGAAACAACCCCCUUAAUAGGAAGCUUGUAAGAUUUAGCCAGCAUUUAUAGACUCCUGAAUGGCGAAUUCAGUGCAUUUUCCAUUCUGAAAUUCUUGGAAAACCACUGUUUGAAAUCUGCGUUGCGAGGAACUGACUUCCUUUAUUCCUACUGUUUCCAAAAUUGCUAAGUUUUCUUAUGGGAAAUCUCAGCUGGUGGCUACACGUGGAUUGGUCCCACUGAGUGGUGCUAAAUCCUUGUGCAGAUGUGCGACAUCUGCAAAUGCAAAUUUGGAGCAGAAAUGUGAGGGCGAGCCAAGGACUUCUGCUGCCAAAUCGGAUGUGGAUUUUCUUGAUGGAAUUGACUGCUGAUCUCCUUAAAGGGGUUAUCCCAUGACUAAUGUACAAAAUGAAAAUCAGACAUCAUAUAGUACAUGAGAACCUCUUUCUAACAAAGCUAUAACCAACCCUGUACCUCACAUGGAU
Bufo gargarizans (Asiatic toad) is the source of this 2318-nucleotide messenger RNA. RefSeq names its product protein FAM169B-like. The transcript has 8 exons. The coding region runs from base 41 to 1030 and encodes 329 amino acids. Lineage: Eukaryota; Metazoa; Chordata; Amphibia; Anura; Bufonidae. The record is from RefSeq and is a predicted model, not a curated record.